Sardina pilchardus (European sardine) is the source of this 2488-nucleotide messenger RNA. RefSeq names its product ras-related protein Rab-10-like. Bases 513 to 1115 code for a protein of 200 amino acids. Gene Ontology annotation, molecular function: GTPase activity; myosin V binding; GTP binding. Gene Ontology annotation, cellular component: insulin-responsive compartment; Golgi apparatus; recycling endosome. The transcript is spliced from 7 exons. NCBI's taxonomy places the organism in Eukaryota, Metazoa, Chordata, Actinopteri, Clupeiformes, Clupeidae. The record is from RefSeq and is a predicted model, not a curated record. Gene Ontology annotation, biological process: cellular response to insulin stimulus.
CAGUCUUCACUUCCUAGUUAGCUAAGCAAGUUAACGUUAGCGUGAAGCAGUUUAGCCAAUGCGUAUUAGAAGGGGCGAACUAUUGUACUUUUGUGCGCGGGACGUGUUUCUGUAUCAAGACAGGUGUGUCAGCUAACCUAUUUGGUGCGCAAGGAAGAAGAUCAUUUCUACGUUUUCUUUUCCGAGUGUCAGUGUUCUAGGAGAGCUGCCGCAGCAAGUUCUUAGCUAACAAGGCUGCUAGUUAGCUAACUAAGCAGACCAGUCAAAGUUACCCUUUGUUCGCUAAUUUGCACUGUCUGAGUGACUGACUUUGUCAGCUUAAAUUCACGUAGUAAUUUAAUUAAAAAGCAUGCUUCGUUUAACCUAAGCGAAGUGACAUGCGAUGACUUGAUACUGAUAGCUAGCCACUUCCUGACGUACGGGCUAACGCUCUUUAGCUGACUUUUUGAACUCAAGCCCUCCGCCUAGGUGAUUCAUUGGUUUGUCAGGGCAUCGCUGUAUAAGAUCUACAAAUGGCGAAGAAGACAUACGAUCUGCUGUUCAAGCUCCUCCUAAUUGGAGACUCGGGGGUCGGGAAGACGUGUGUGCUGUUCCGCUUCUCCGACGACGCCUUUAAUACAACUUUUAUCUCCACAAUAGGAAUUGAUUUCAAGAUAAAAACUGUGGAGCUGGAAGGAAAGAAGAUCAAGCUCCAGAUAUGGGACACUGCAGGACAAGAGAGAUUUCACACAAUCACAACCUCCUACUACAGAGGAGCCAUGGGGAUCAUGCUGGUCUAUGAUAUCACCAACAGCAAAAGCUUUGAGAACAUCACCAAGUGGUUGCGAAAUAUUGAUGAGCACGCCAGUGAGGAAGUGGAGAGGAUGCUGCUGGGGAAUAAGUGUGAUAUGGAUGACAAGCGUGUGGUGCCCACUGCAAAGGGAGAACAGAUUGCAGCUGAGCAUGGCAUUAGGUUUUUCGAGACUAGUGCAAAAGCCAACAUCAACAUCGAGAAGGCCUUCAUCUGUCUGGCAGAGGAUAUCCUGAGUAAGACCCCAGGGAAAGAGCCAACCGCAGAGCACAUGGACAUUAACAGUGGGAGCACGGGUGCAGGACUGAAGAACAAGUGCUGCUGAUGACCUUUGACCUCUCAACUUUCAAUUCUUCUCUCCUACUUCUAAGUCUUCCUAUCACGUAUCAUAGUAUUACAACCACCUUUUUGCAUAUAAAGGCUAUUGAUUUACCCCCCCUAAAUGACAUCUCAGUGUUGACAAAAAAAAUAUCUAAAAUAUGAAAUAUCAUUUGUUUUAAAUGUUUUUGAGUACACCUGGCCUUUAUCUCAUUCAUAUUUGUUUGGUUGUUUUUGAUGAUUGUAUAAAUCUAUGAACUGGCUCUUUGCUGGAUGGCUUGGGGAGGGGAGGGGGGUGGCGUUCAUAUAUUAGUCUGACCAUCCUAACCCUCUAUGUAUUAACAAAAACUGACCAUUUAUGUGAUUGUUCUUUGGACUGAUGGUACACUGCAGUGAUUGCUCCUAGCGUGACUGCCAAUGCUACUCUCUGGUCUCUCACCCCUGUGCCUGACAUGCUACUUACUCAUGGACAAUGUAUGAUGAUAGUCACGUUUGGCCAUGUAGUGGUAGCACACAGCGUAUUACACACACACAGCUGCCUUGAGUACCCUACUGCCUAACUAUAGCCGACCAGAAACCCACAACAACGGGUGCCUUAGGAAAUAACAGCGUGUCUUAACAGUUUCUGAAUAGUCGGACUUUGCUAAAAACGUAGCGUUGUCUGAGAUUUAACCCAACCUUGUUGAUUGCGAAAGACUCCUGGCAUGGUUUGGUUUAUAGUUUUCCUGAGUCAGCUUCACCGAUGGGUCCUUCCCCAUUCUGCGUUUCUUGCGUCUGUCUGUCAGGGUGUUGUUUUUCUGUAUGCUGUUGUUACAUGUCUUGCACGGUUUUUGUUUUGUUUUUUUAGUGUGCAAUCUAAAACUAAAGGGAAUUCAGAAUUGUAUCAUACCAACUUGAUUUUGUCGUAUUGUGUCCUUAACUUUUAACAGGUGCACGUACUGUCAACUAUGCAAAUUAUCUUCUCACUAACUGUUUAUUGAUUGUAUGGAACUUUUCAUUUUUGUUUCUUUUCCAGUUUCAUAGUGUUGCUUGGAAGUGCUGUUUUUCUUCUGGUGUGAGUCUAGGGAAACCUUUUUGUGAGCACUAUUCACUUCUUUGUGUGAAAACACAUUCUGGAAUGAAAUGGAUGAAAUCAGCCCCAAAAAAAAGUUGUUUUUCAUUCAAGAACUAACCUUUUCAUAAGAAGUGCGACUGCUAGUAAUGUCUCUCAGUAUGACUGGUCUCGUUUACAACACCCGCACGCACUUUGUACCAUACUUUAAAACUGUGGGACCUAUUCAGCAGAGUUUUGCCAGUCUCAAGUCUGAACAGGCUUAAUUUGUCAGCUUGCAGAGGAGGAUACUUCUGAAAAUGAACUGCAAUAAACGUGACAUGAAUGUG